Molecule: messenger RNA, 1164 nt
Organism: Cuscuta campestris
Lineage: Eukaryota; Viridiplantae; Streptophyta; Magnoliopsida; Solanales; Convolvulaceae
Source: the annotation of a GenBank genome assembly
GGAAUCGAAGCGAUGGGGGCGGGAUGGCAUUUAUCAAUCCCGAAUUUCAGCACUAUAAACAGAGCGUUUCAUUUCCAGGGAUGAGCAGAUAGAAGAAGUAAUCGCCUCUCGCCAUGGCCACAACUUCCUGGAAACCGACGGAACCCUAGAUGUCCUUUUGUACCGCGAAGCAGUAGCUCGCCACCGAUGGAUCGCUCCAAUAAAUUUCAGAUGAAAGAAACAAUUGGAUUCUCGAAGGGCAGAGGAUCAAGAAGCAGUCCCAAUCGCUUCCUAGAACUUCAUGAAGAUGUAAUUGCUAACAUCCUUCGUCGAUUGGGUGCUUACGAGAUUCUGAAAAAUGCUCAAAGAGUCUGUUUGUUGUGGAGAAAAAUCUGCAAAAAUCCCUCAAUGUGGUGUUCUAUUGAUAUGAGACAUUUGGGUUUUCAUGGACACCUUGAGGCCAUGUGCCGUCAGGCAGUAGAUUGGAGCCAAGGGCAACUGAUUGAGCUCUACAUUGAUCAUUUUGCCACAGAUCAAUUGCUUCUUUACAUCUCUGAAAGAUCGAGCAAACUCAAAUGUCUUCAAAUUAGGUAUUGCAAUAACGUUGGAGAUGAGGGAUUGAUUCAGGCAUCCAAAAAUUUUCCUCUACUGGAAGAACUUCACCUGUUCCAUGUCAAGAAUGUUUACAAGUCCAUUGAACACAUAGGUCGGAUGUGCCCGUUGUUGAAGUCGUUCACUUUGUUCUCAUUUGACAGCAGGUUUAUGAGUUUCUUGUGUGAACAAGAGGAAGAUGAUGACUUUGAAUUUGAUUUCGUAUCACUGGCUAUUGCAAGAAACAUGACUGGCUUGUGCAACCUUCGACUUUUGGGAAAUAGUAUGACAAAUUAUGGCCUGGAAGCAAUUCUUGAUGGGUGUCCUAAUCUUGAGUCCCUCGAUGUCCGGGGAUGCUUUGGCGUUUUGCUACAUGAAAGAAUUUCUGGAAGAAUUGCUCAAAAAGUAAAGGAUUUCAAACACCCGUUUGAUAUGUCGGAUGCCCGGUACUUGGAAGCUGUUAAUUCGGGGUCUUGCAGUUCCAGAGAUGUGUUUGAUUUGCACUAUGGUUAGGGGGCAAUUGGGAUUUUUGGAUUUAAUGAUUAAGUUUAAGCUCUUCUAUGUAGAAGGUUUAGACACUUUUUGGGAUGUUUU